AUGAAGGAUAUGCGCAGACUUGAGCAAGGCCCAAUGCGAGAGAAGCCGCUCAUUAUUGAAGACAAAGACACCGGAGUUGGCAUCCGCAGCAGUGAUAAUAAGCUAGCGCAAGCUUUAGAUGCUUCUAAGGCGGUUACGUAUUGUGAUACGGGCGAGUUCGGUGACGCGACCGAGUAUGACGGCUCGUUCACGGCGAGCGAUGAUGCGGACGUGAACGAUGUUGCGGACGUGUACGAUGGAGUGGACGUGUACGAUGGAGCGGACGUGACGAGUACGGUGACUCGUUUGACGAAGUUGUUCAUCGUCGGCCAUCCGGAUCUUGUGCGCCAUCAGCACUGGGCGACCAACCCCGGCGUGCAGGGGAGCAAAGACACGUUACAUGGUGGUCAAUACAGGGACGUUGUAUUGAACGAAGAUUGGGAGUAUGGCUACGACCCAACGUAUGGCAAGGACGAAAACGAUCAUGGUGCCGACAAUAACUACGGGAGUGGUGACUCGCUCGAUGCAGCCAUCGGGACAGGCACAGCAGGACACGACGACGCGAACGAGGAGACGUCAGCACGACAACCGGCUCAGCAAACAACGGCGGCGACUGCACAGCAGCCAGUGGUACCAGAUCGGCAACCUGCUCCGGACCCAGCGACAGGCGUAUCCACGGGCAGUGGAGGAGGAACGGCAUAA
Molecule: messenger RNA, 681 nt
Organism: Phytophthora infestans T30-4
Lineage: Eukaryota; Oomycota; Peronosporomycetes; Peronosporales; Peronosporaceae
Exons: 6
Coding region: 1-681 (226 amino acids)
Source: RefSeq, a predicted model, not a curated record